This is a messenger RNA of Panthera uncia (snow leopard), 4092 nucleotides long. It is a transcript of the gene SOS2, whose product is annotated as SOS Ras/Rho guanine nucleotide exchange factor 2. Gene Ontology annotation, molecular function: guanyl-nucleotide exchange factor activity; protein heterodimerization activity. Bases 94 to 4092 code for a protein of 1332 amino acids. Lineage: Eukaryota; Metazoa; Chordata; Mammalia; Carnivora; Felidae. The transcript is spliced from 23 exons. The record is from RefSeq and is a predicted model, not a curated record. Gene Ontology annotation, biological process: positive regulation of GTPase activity; Ras protein signal transduction. Gene Ontology annotation, cellular component: plasma membrane.
GCGAGGCGGCCCGCGCCCUGCCUGUCAGGCCACCCGCCCGGCCCGGCUCGGUCCGCGGGCCGCCCCUGAUGCAGAGGCGCUGCCGCCGGGGCCAUGCAGCAGGCGCCGCAGCCGUACGAGUUCUUCAGCGAAGAGAACAGUCCGAAAUGGCGGGGACUGCUGGUGUCGGCCCUGCGGAAGGUUCAGGAGCAAGUACAUCCCAAUCUCUCAGCUAAUGAAGAGUCUCUCUAUUAUAUUGAAGAGCUGAUUUUUCAGCUGCUUAAUAAAUUAUGCAUGGCUCAGCCAAGGACUGUUCAAGAUGUGGAGGAACGUGUUCAGAAGACCUUUCCUCAUCCAAUUGACAAGUGGGCUAUUGCUGAUGCACAAUCUGCCAUAGAAAAACGAAAACGAAGAAAUCCUCUCUUACUGCCUGUGGACAAAAUCCAUCCUUCAUUGAAGGAGGUUUUAGGGUACAAAGUGGACUACCAUGUAUCCCUGUAUAUUGUGGCUGUACUAGAGUAUAUCUCAGCUGAUAUUUUGAAGUUGGCUGGUAAUUAUGUUUUUAAUAUCCGACAUUAUGAAAUAUCCCAGCAGGACAUUAAAGUGUCAAUGUGUGCAGAUAAGGUUUUGAUGGACAUGUUUGAUCAGGAUGACAUAGGUUUGGUUUCUCUCUGUGAAGAUGAACCGAGUUCUUCAGGUGAAUUAAACUACUAUGACCUUGUCAGAACUGAAAUUGCAGAAGAAAGGCAGUAUCUACGGGAAUUAAAUAUGAUUAUAAAAGUGUUUCGAGAAGCUUUCCUUUCUGACAGAAAGCUGUUUAAACCUUCUGAUAUUGAAAGGAUUUUCAGUAACAUUUCAGAUAUACAUGAAUUGACCGUGAAACUUCUAGGUCUUAUUGAAGACACAGUUGAAAUGACUGAUGAAAGCAGCCCUCAUCCAUUAGCUGGCAGCUGUUUUGAAGAUUUGGCAGAAGAGCAAGCAUUUGAUCCUUAUGAAACAUUAUCACAGGAUAUUCUGUCUCCAAAAUUUAAUGAGCAUUUCAGUAAGUUGAUGGCCAGACCUGCAGUGGCUCUACACUUUCAGUCCAUUGCUGAUGGUUUUAAAGAGGCAGUUCGUUAUGUCCUUCCACGCCUUAUGCUGGUGCCUGUAUAUCAUUGUUGGCACUAUUUUGAAUUAUUAAAGCAAUUGAAAGCAUGUAGUGAAGAGCAGGAAGACAGAGAAUGUUUGAACCAAGCUAUUACUGCUCUUAUGAAUCUCCAAGGUAGUAUGGACCGAAUUUACAAGCAGUAUUCACCUAGACGCCGACCUGGGGAUCCUAUUUGCCCUUUUUAUAAUCGUCACUUAAGAAGCAAGCAUCUGGCUAUUAAAAAAAUGAAUGAAAUUCAGAAAAACAUAGAUGGAUGGGAAGGCAAAGAUAUUGGACAGUGUUGUAAUGAAUUCAUUAUGGAAGGUCCAUUGACACGAAUUGGUGCUAAACAUGAACGGCAUAUUUUUCUCUUUGAUGGCUUAAUGAUUAGCUGUAAGCCCAAUCAUAGCCAGUCACGCCUUCCAGGUUACAGUAGUGCAGAAUACAGAUUAAAAGAAAAAUUUGUCAUGAGGAAAAUACAAAUAUGUGAUAAAGAAGAUACCUGUGAAUGUAAACAUGCUUUUGAAAUAGUAUCCAAAGAUGAAAACAGCAUAAUAUUUGCUGCUAAGUCUGCUGAAGAGAAAAAUAAUUGGAUGGCCGCACUUAUUUCUCUUCACUACCGUAGUACACUAGAUCGAAUGCUAGAUUCAGUGUUACUGAAAGAAGAAAAUGAGCAGCCAUUGAGAUUACCAAGUCCUGAAGUGUAUCGUUUUGUGGUAAAAGACUCUGAGGAAAACAUUGUUUUUGAAGACAACUUGCAAAGUAGAAGUGGAAUUCCCAUCAUUAAAGGAGGAACUGUGGUGAAAUUAAUUGAAAGGUUAACAUAUCAUAUGUAUGCAGAUCCCAAUUUUGUCCGUACUUUUCUUACUACAUACCGUUCAUUUUGUAAACCACAGGAAUUACUAAGCUUACUGAUUGAACGAUUUGAAAUUCCAGAGCCAGAACCUACUGAAGCAGAUAAAUUGGCAGUAGAGAAAGGCGAACAGCCAAUCAGUGCAGACCUUAAAAGGUUUCGCAAGGAAUAUGUCCAACCAGUACAACUUAGGAUUUUAAAUGUGUUUCGGCACUGGGUUGAACAUCAUUUUUAUGACUUUGAAAGAGAUUUGGAGUUGCUUGAGAGACUAGAAUCCUUCAUUUCAAGUGUAAGAGGGAAAGCUAUGAAGAAGUGGGUAGAGUCAAUUGCUAAGAUCAUCAAGAGGAAGAAACAAGCUCAGGCAAAUGGAAUAAGCCAUAAUAUUACCUUUGAGAGUCCACCUCCACCAAUUGAAUGGCAUAUUAGCAGACCAGGACAGUUUGAAACAUUUGAUCUUAUGACACUUCAUCCAAUAGAAAUUGCACGUCAGCUGACACUUUUGGAAUCUGAUCUCUACAGGAAAGUCCAGCCUUCUGAACUUGUAGGGAGUGUGUGGACCAAAGAAGAUAAAGAAAUAAAUUCUCCAAAUUUAUUAAAAAUGAUUCGCCAUACCACAAAUCUCACCCUCUGGUUUGAAAAGUGCAUUGUGGAAGCAGAAAAUUUUGAGGAACGGGUGGCAGUACUAAGUAGAAUUAUAGAAAUUCUGCAAGUUUUUCAAGAUUUGAAUAAUUUCAAUGGUGUACUGGAGAUAGUCAGUGCAGUAAAUUCAGUGUCAGUGUACAGACUAGACCAUACUUUUGAGGCAUUGCAGGAAAGAAAAAGGAGAAUUUUGGAUGAAGCUGUGGAAUUAAGUCAAGAUCACUUUAAAAAAUAUCUGGUAAAACUUAAGUCAAUCAAUCCACCUUGUGUGCCUUUUUUUGGAAUAUAUUUAACAAAUAUUCUGAAAACUGAAGAAGGGAAUAAUGAUUUUUUAAAAAAGAAAGGGAAAGAUUUAAUCAAUUUCAGUAAGAGGAGGAAAGUAGCUGAAAUUACUGGAGAAAUUCAGCAGUAUCAGAAUCAACCUUACUGUUUACGGAUAGAACCAGAAAUGAGGAGAUUCUUUGAAAACCUUAACCCCAUGGGAAGUGCUUCUGAAAAGGAGUUUACAGAUUAUUUGUUCAAUAAAUCACUGGAAAUUGAACCCCGAAACUGCAAACAGCCACCUCGAUUUCCUAGGAAAUCAACUUUCUCCUUAAAAUCUCCUGGAAUAAGGCCUAAUACAGGCCGACAUGGCUCUACCUCAGGCACUUUACGAGGUCAUCCAACACCAUUAGAAAGAGAACCAUAUAAGAUAAGCUUUAGUCGGAUUGCUGAAACUGAUCUUGAAUCAACUGUGUCAGCACCAACCUCUCCAAAUACGCCAUCUACUCCACCGGUAUCUGCUUCUUCAGACCUUAGUGUGUUUUUAGAUGUGGAUCUCAACAGUUCCUGUGGCAGCAAUAGCAUCUUUGCUCCAGUCCUCUUGCCACAUUCAAAGUCUUUCUUCAGUUCAUGUGGUAGUUUACAUAAACUAAAUGAAGAGCCACUGAUUCCUCCUCCACUUCCUCCUCGAAAAAAGUUUGAUCACGAUGCUUCAAAUUCCAAGGGAAAUACGAAAUCUGAUGAUGACCCCCCUGCUAUUCCACCAAGACAACCUCCUCCUCCAAAGGUAAAACCCAGAGUUCCUGCUCCUACUGGUGCAUUUGACGGGCCUCUGCAUAGUCCACCUCCACCACCGCCGAGAGAUCCUCUUCCUGAUACCCCUCCACCAGUUCCCCUUCGGCCUCCAGAACACUUUAUAAACUGUCCAUUUAAUCUUCAGCCACCUCCACUAGGACAUCUUCACAGAGAUCCAGAGUGGCUCAGAGACGUUAGUACCUGUCCAAAUUCACCAAAUACUCCUCCUAGCACACCCUCUCCAAGAGUACCACGUCGAUGCUAUGCGCUCAGUUCCAGUCACAAUAACCUUGCUCAUCCUCAAGCUCCCCCUGUUCCACCAAGGCAGAAUUCAAGCCCUCACCUACCAAAACUGCCACCAAAGACUUAUAAACGGGAGCUUUCACACCCCCCAUCGUACAGACUGCCUUUGCUAGAAAAUGCAGAAACUCCUCAAUGA